UAGCCGUUACAUCAAAUCCUCCGCCACCAGUUAUCUGCCUCUAAUUGUAAUCCUUCAAGAUCCUUAAGAACAUUGCCAUUAUUGCUCCAGAUUUUCUCAUUUUCACUCUAGUUUUCUGAAUCGGCGCUACAAACCCACCAUCCAACUAUCGCAGAAAUUCAUGGCCGUGCCUUCAAACAAAUCAUCCUCCUCGGCAACGAUUUCAAGCAGGGAAAAUCACAACUCAAGAAACUCGGAGAUUAGCAAUCCCAUCAGAAGGAGUUUCGGUGGGAACCCAUUUACGAAACCCUCAAUUGUUGCCAACCAGAGAGUCUCCAAUCCGAAUACUCAGGCUAAUAGUCCUUCUGAGUUUCAGCAAAUCAGCUCGAUGGGUAGAGAAAGCGUAGCCUCUUUGCGAGGUUGCGAGGACAAAGAAAACCCAAAAGACCAGAAUGCGAAAGUAGGGAUUGUCCGAUCCCCAGCUUCUUCGAAAGGCACAAAGAAUUUUAUGUCUCCGACGAUAUCGGCGGCUUCAAAGAUCACCGCGUCUCCAAGGAAGAAGAUACUGGGUGAGAGGAACGAGCCUGCUCGGACUUCCCUUUCGUUCUCCAACGAGAAGAAUCCGUUCCGGUCAGUGAGAUUCUCGGACGUAGUGGAAGAUAUCGAUGCUAAGGAAGAUCCUGGUUUGCAAGAGAACAAGACUGAAGCUGCGGAUGACGAGAAAGCACCUAUUACAGCUUCUUCAAUUCAAGAAGCUUUGAGAUGCGAGGAAGUCUUUGAUUCUGAGGUGCCUUUGACUUCCAAGAUUGAAUCGAAAUCGUUACCGGAUGAACCUGAUUGUGUUAAUAUUGACCCGACUUUUAAGAUUAGCCCUACUUCUUCGUGUUCGUGGUCGUGUCCAACUGUAGCGCCUCUUGAUGCGGACCCUUCAAUGCCUCCUUAUGAUCCUAAAGCCAAUUACCUCUCGCCAAGGCCUCAGUUCCUGCAUUACAGACCGAAUCCUCGAAUCGAGCUUUAUCUCAACAAGGAAAGUGAUGGCAGACGACUCGAAGAAAGCUUUUCUGACACUGAAGUUACAGAAGAAACACAGUCCGAUGAUUCCCAGAGAGAAAACGAGGAUGUCUCUUCAGGUGAUCUAUCGAAAGAAGAAGAGCAAGAAGAGGUCCGAGUUUCUGAACCAAGCUCCUUCAGUACUUAUAUGUCAAAAAAGAUUAUUGAAGCAAAAGGGGGAUCAAAGCUUCCGUUGUUUUCGAGAUCGAAGUGCAUCGGGCUGUUCUUGCUUCUCUCGCUUGCUUGCUUAUCAAUCUCAGUUACUAAUUCUCCAGUCAUUGAGCCCUCUGUGCUUAAAGUGUCUAGCUUCUUUAAGAUUAAUGACUCGUAUGAAAUUGCUGAAUUAGCAAAAGCAAAUUUUGAUGGUUUAGCUCGAAAUGUCUGGCUGUGGUAUGCUAACACCAUUUCCGUUGUCUCCAAGCGCAUGCAACAUUUCAGAGCAGUGCAUAUUUCAGGUCCCUUGCAUUAUUGUAACUUGACCACGUUGUCAGAGGAUAUUCGCGUUGACGGGUAUCUUAUGUUUGAUCACAGUCAUAAAGGAGGACGACGGAAGUCUGAACACAAUGUGCUGGGACCGAUGAGGGAGACGAAAGUAGACAGUGAACCACCGGAAGAGGAGGGUCAGCCUGAGCCUGAAGCAGAUGAGAACAUUGUAGAGGCUUCAGGACAGCAUGACAAGGAUUAUGAAGGAGAAGUAAGCCAAGAGACGGAAGAGGUCUCAGAAGAACAUAGUACUACAGAAUCUGAUGAAGUGCUUCUGGCUCUUGAGGCCGAGGUUACUGAAACAGAUAAUUUAGAAGCAAAGGAGACCCAGGAAGUAGUUUUGAUUGCUGGUAACCUUUGCAGCCAGGAGCAAAGUAACGUAAACUACGAGGAACAGCCAGUUGUGGUUCCGACGGCAGACGAAAUUCAACCUGAAGUUUCUGAAGCUGGCGAAUUACAAGGUGAAAGUGAGAUUGCCUUCACCAAAAUCGAGUCAGCCAAAGAUGGUGUCGAUCCUGAAAGCUCAGAAUUGGGUGCUUUAGCCGAAAAUAUACGUAGUUCAGAAGUUUGCGAGUCUACAGUUUACGUGACAAAAGAUGGAUUUUUGAGAGCCAACUUGCUGGGAAUUGCUCUGCUGGUUUUGAUGCUUAUUGCAGCUACAGCUUUCAUCUAUAUGAUGAAAGAUGGAAACACAACCCCCGUUACUGCUGUCAACGUGGAGCAACCACUGCUGACAAAAAAAUUGGAUUUCAGUCCAAUAUGUAGAACAGAGCAGAUAUUCCUUUCUUCUCGGAAUUGGCCGACUGAGAUGGACGUGGAUGGAGAAUCAUGUCCUUCGGAAAUGAGCAGCUUUCAGACAAUCUCAUCUUACAGCAAGAAAGGAUUCGAGGCGUCAAGUGAAGCUCAGAGCCAGGAGAGGAGGAAGCCAGGGAAGAACCAUAAGAGAGACUCAAUUGCGACUUCCUCAGGCUAUUCCAUGGGCUCGCCUUCUUACGGCAGUUUUACCACCUACGAGAAGAUUCCGAGCAAGCAUGGACUCAGUGAAGACGAGGAGACAAUUACUCCUGUUAGGCGCUCCAGUAGAAUCAGAAACAAAGUCACCUCCCCAUGAUCAUGACCAAGUUCUAUCCUACUUUUCUACUUCUCUCCAGUAGGAAUGGGGCAACUAACUAUUUGCUUUUUCUUAACUUGAUUAAUUGUAAAACUUGUAAGCGGUACCUCCACUGAUCGAUCAGUAAUUUCUGUUGCUAAUCUCAGAUCCUUCUGAUUUUCAAUUUCACUUUAAUCUGAUGCCCUUCUGCCAACUGCCAAAAACUUCUCCGUCUCUCCACCGCUCUUCUCCUCUUGAUAUUGUCCAUUGAUCAUGCAAAAAGCACACCUUCUUUCCUGAAACAUUUAAGAAAAGCCUUUUUAUU
Juglans microcarpa x Juglans regia is the source of this 2927-nucleotide messenger RNA. RefSeq lists its product as uncharacterized. The transcript is spliced from 3 exons. Lineage: Eukaryota; Viridiplantae; Streptophyta; Magnoliopsida; Fagales; Juglandaceae. The record is from RefSeq and is a predicted model, not a curated record. The coding region runs from base 161 to 2623 and encodes 820 amino acids.